This is a messenger RNA of Anthonomus grandis grandis, 750 nucleotides long. It is a transcript of the gene Sys1, whose product is annotated as protein SYS1 homolog. Gene Ontology annotation, cellular component: trans-Golgi network; Golgi membrane. The transcript is spliced from 3 exons. Bases 119 to 598 code for a protein of 159 amino acids. NCBI's taxonomy places the organism in Eukaryota, Metazoa, Arthropoda, Insecta, Coleoptera, Curculionidae. The record is from RefSeq and is a predicted model, not a curated record. Gene Ontology annotation, biological process: Golgi to endosome transport; Golgi to plasma membrane protein transport; protein localization to Golgi apparatus.
GUCAUCAGUACAACGUCACUGUCACAUUUGAAGGUUAUGUUUUUGCAUAAAUAAACACCUUUUUUUUUUAAAUUAAUUAACAAAAACGAUGAGAUAACGUCCCAAAUUAUUUAUAAAAAUGAAAAAACUCACUGGAUCUUUCAGGUACACCCAAUGGGAUCCGUGGCUGAUCAUAUCCCAAAUCGUUUCGGUACAGUGCAUUUUGUAUUUCACUUUGGGGGCUUUACUUGUCGUUCUGGGGGCCCUCGUGGGGGAUACCAGGACUUUGGAUCAUAUUUUUGAGUAUCACGAAAUUCAAGUGCGAGAUGUUGGGGGCCAAAUAGUAAUAUCAGCAUUUGUACUUAACUCUCUUAUAGGGUCCCUUGUACUAUGGCACAUAGUGGAAAGGACCAAACAGUGCAUGGAUUUCAGUUGCACCUGGCAUUUCAUUCAUCUGAUAGUGUGCUGGUUUUACAACGGAAAUUUUCCCACAACUUUCUCUUGGUGGACACUAAAUGUGGCCUGUGCAACGAUCAUGUGUGUGUGUGCAGAGUUUUUCUGCUUAAGGACAGAAUUGGCUGCUAUACCAUUGAGUUUGGGGCCGAAGACCGAUUUGUGAGAAUGGAAGGGAGUUGAUUAAAUUUUAACAACUGUGAUAAUGGAAGAAACUCGUUUCUUUUAGGGAUUCAUAUAGUGCAGAUGUAUUUAAGAUUAUAUUAUGUUGUAGGAUAGAGUGUAAUUUUUAAUAAAGUGAAAUAGUGUUUGUAUACA